Messenger RNA from Colletotrichum chrysophilum, 1125 nucleotides. RefSeq lists its product as uncharacterized. Gene Ontology annotation, molecular function: methyltransferase activity. The transcript is spliced from 3 exons. Lineage: Eukaryota; Fungi; Ascomycota; Sordariomycetes; Glomerellales; Glomerellaceae. The record is from RefSeq and is a predicted model, not a curated record. Bases 1 to 1125 code for a protein of 374 amino acids.
AUGGAGAGUUUGAGUGCGCAGGGCGGGGCUAAUGACCGGGUCGCACCGGCGCAGAUAUCGGCGGAUCGGAACGGCGAUGCGCCGUCUGAGUACCCGGCGGGACGAGACGACGUGCCACGAACGAGCAUAGCGUCUUUCACGGAGCAGGACGAGGUGGAAUCUACGCAUGUGCCGAGCACCUCGGCGUCGUCUGUCGAGCUGAGCAUUGACUCGGACAUGAGCGACGCCGACUCGGCUCUGGGGAUUGACGGGGGGCGGGCUUCGUCGUCUGCGUCGGUCGCUUCGAGUCUUUACAGGUUCGUCGAGGAGUUUGGUCGGACGUAUCAUAGGUACAAGGAAGGGAAGUACUUCCUCCCCAACGACGAGCAAGAGCAAGGCCGCUUAGACCUGCAACACGCCAUUGCACUCCGCAUUCUCGACGGGAACCUCGGGCUGGCGCCCGUGGAUAAGCCGCACCGGGUGCUCGAUAUCGGCACGGGGACGGGCAUCUGGGCUAUCGAGUUCGCCGAUCAGAACCCCGAGUCGGAGGUGCUCGGGAGCGACCUGAGCCCCAUCCAGCCCGAGUACGUGCCCGCGAACUGCCGCUUCGAGAUCGACGACGCCGAGGACGAGUGGAUGUACGGGCAAAAGUUCGACUACGUCCACGGCCGGUACAUGUGCACCUCCAUCUUUGACUUCCCCAAGCUGUUUGGCCAGAUCUACGCCAGCCUCAACCCGGGCGGCUGGGUCGAGUUUCAGGAGACGGUGAUCGACUUCCGGGCCGUCGACGGGACUCUGGAGGGCACGGCGCUGCGGCGGUGGAACGACCAUUUGCUGGAAGGUAUCCGCCGGGCGGGGCGCGAUGCCUUGUCUCCGUUCGGGUUCGCGGCGAAGAUGACUGCCGCGGGGUUCACGAACGUCCAGCAGAGGAAGUUCGCGGUGCCGUCUACCCCGUGGGCUCGGGGGCGGAACCAGAAGAUUCUCGGCGCGAUGCAGAUGACCAACAAUCUCGAGGGCGUUCAGGGCAUCACGAUGAAGAUCUUUACGCAGGUGCUGGGUUGGACUCGAGAGGAAGCUGAACUGCUGCUGGUUGACGUUCGCAGGGAUAUGGCGGAUAGGAACAUCCACGCAUAUCUCACGAUGUGA